AGUGGGUCCUAUAGUUUCUACUCCUACCGUCCACUUCCGACUGGCUUUCUUUGUUUGGCAGUGGUUGUGCCCGUAUACACUCAGCUAAAAUCUCCACCAGUGACUGUGAAACAACAAAAGAAUAACAACCCAAAUCCACAUUAGUGAAUCAAAAUUUUGUGAAGUCCAGACAUAGAGAAGGUGUCAUCCCGUUGACAUUUGAAAGGCUGUGAGGAGCAAGCAGUGGGCUCGGGAAGAAAAGACCAGGAGAACCACCGGCGGCGCAGACUGCGUCCGCCUCCGAUGCAUGCCUGGUGAUCGCGAGCGCCGCUGGGGCCGCGGUCUGUGCGCCAUGUGGGCGUGCGCGCUGCUGCUGCCUCUCGUGGUGCGCGCCGCGUUGGCGCGCGCCUCCGCUUCCACGCCGCCUCCUCCGCCCCCGCCGCCACCGCCGCCUGUCACGGCGGGCAUCGAGCCCUCGGUGGUCGAGUGGCCGCCGCCGUCGGGCGCCGCCUCCGGCCUGGGACCGCGACAGCACGCCCACCCCACAGACUACAGCGGGGGCGGCGGCAGCGGCGGCGCCGUGAGCUGCGGGGGCGUGCCGGCCGUCCUCAACGUGUCCGCGCAGGGCCGCGGCGCGGUGCUGGACGCGCGCUACGUGUCGGGCGCGGGCGGCUCGGUGUCGGGCCGGCUGGUGCCGGUGCCGCAGCCGUGCUCGCUGCAGCCGUCGCAGGCGCACGCGCAGCCCUGGGUGGCCGUGGCGCCGCUCUCCUCGGGGGACUGCGCCCUCGCCGACAAGGUGCGCGCCGCCGCCAGGGCGGGCGCCGCCGCACUCCUCAUGUUCGGCGACGCCAGCGACGAGCGGCGGGCCGCCGACGAAGCCGCGCGCGACGCCAGACUCAUGCACGGCAACACGAGCGCCGUGGUGGCGGGCCGCUCUGCGGGGGAGGAGAUCGUGCGCCUGGCGCGCAACUACUCGGCCGUCUUCCUCUCCAUGGCGCCCGCCGCGCCUUGCACGCGCACCUACGGCGCCGCCGUCAACAGCGAGGACGCGUCCGGCGCCGGCGGGACGGGAAGCCUGUUCCUCGUAAACUCCAGGUUCACCAUUUGCAACACGGAGCUGCCGGCUUACAAGUGUGUCCACCUGACAUCGGUGCUGUUCGUGUCCAUCUCAUUUGUGGUAUUGAUGAUCAUCUCACUGGCAUGGCUGGUCUUCUACUACGUGCAGCGUUUCCGUUAUAUCCAUGCCAAGGACCGUCUCUCGAGGCGGCUCUGCAGUGCAGCAAAGAAGGCAUUGUCUAAGAUACCAACAAAGAACAUCAAAUCAGAAGACAAGGAAAUCCAAGGGGAUGGUGAAUGCUGUGCUGUGUGCAUUGAACCAUACAAGAUCUCAGAUGUUCUGAGAAUCUUGCCAUGCAGGCACGAGUUUCAUAAGUCAUGCAUCGAUCCCUGGCUGCUGGAGCACCGUACGUGUCCCAUGUGCAAGAUGGAUAUUCUGAAGCACUACGGCUUUGUGUUUACAGGAAGCCAAGAGAGCAUACUGCACAUGGAAAUUGAGGAAGUGGUGGGUCUUGGAGCAUCAAGUGGUCAUGACAAUGACAUUGAGAGCCUCAACGGUUCGCCACAGCUGAGACCAGCAAAUCGCACUAUGUCAGCCCCACCUUCACCAAACCUGGGCAGCCACAGCAGUGGGGCAUCAUCACCAACUGAACUCAGCCCUGCUCUGAGUGUGGGGCCUCGGUUUGCUUCUUCCAGCCGUGGAAGUGGUAUGCCUGUUCGUGCCUCUCGCCUAGUUGGGGGAGCAGUGCCAAGAGACCAGGUGUGCAGCAACUGCGGAUCUGGCCUGGCAAAGCCACUCGCUACCGACUGUGGUACCAAUACAAGUGUGACAUCUGUCAACAUAGACUCCUGUGUUAUGAAUGUGUGCGACACUCCUGAGACUGAUGAUGUGGAUGGUACUCAGCUGGAUAACACAUUGGGCACCAGGACAAGCCCGCACCACUCCAGUGCCACACACAAGUGAAGACAACCAGCAACUGUGAAGAACUGACUAUUUAGCACAUUGCUGACUCCUUUCAACCUUUACCCAGUAUUUAUUUUUUGUGAAAUGAAAGACUACUUACUUUAAUCUAAGUUCAAUGAACUUGUUAGGCACCUAUAAAGAAUUUGCGUAUUUUCAAAUACUCAUUGUAUAAAGAAACACACUCUGUAAAUUUAUGACUCUCAACUUAAUCGAGUAAGUGAUGGGUCUGUGUUACAGUUUCAUGAUUUUCUCAUGAAAAUAAACUCAAUAAACUGUGAGAAUAUUUAAACUAAUGAAUGUUGUUGAAAUCCAAAUGCUGUAAAAGAAGACACAUGGAUGUUUCUUCACAUAUUCAUAAUCUACUUGUUUUAGUUUUUGUGUUAGAAUGCCAAUAAAAAAAGUCUCAUGAAUAUUUCUCAUAUUGUUGUGUCAUGCAUGUAUGGCAAUAUCAGUCACUAGUUUGUGUUUUGAACAUAUUUUUUUUUAGUCUUUCAUGACAGAUAUCUUUAAUUUAUUACUGUGAGCCUUUGUUGUGUUUUUGUUUUUAUUAACACAAGCAGUUUAGCACAUAUUUUAGAGUUGCUGAACACCGUGUAUUAUUUCUCACAGUCAUCACCGGUAAUGUAGGAAACGAAGUGUGUAAGAAGGUGUUCUUAGAUUUAUGGCUGUAUAGUUUCACUUAAUAUGUGUGAUGAUUUAGAAACCAAUUUGCUUUCAGUCUUCACAAAACAGUAAAGAGUUGUUAGUUUCUGAAAUCUGAUAUACACACUGCAAGAUGACAUGACAAGAACUGGAGAAUAUUUCACUAUGUUAACAUGUGAAAACUUCAGUUGCAACAGCUUGUACGUUAAUAUAGAAUAAAUGUCGUGGAUUUUUUAAACAAAACUAAUAAAUGUGGUUGCAAUGACUUAUUUUUUUCUGUCCCUGUGAAAAUGUUUGGGAUAUCAAAUUACAGUCACUGAAAUAAAAAAUAUGUAAAUUAUUUUUACAGCAUGAGAAAAUUUUACAAUACAGUAAAGUAAAUCACCCACAGCAAAUUUAUGAAAACAAAAUAAAUAUAUCUUACAUGUCCUAGCUUGGGAUGUGCUGACCUCACAGUCACUGUAGCUGUGAUCUACAGAGGUGAAUGCUCUCACCAUAUACCCUACUGUUCCUCAUAUAUGUACUUACCUUGACAGUGAACUUUUUUUGUUAUUUGGAAAUAUGUUAAUGUAAGUUAACCUUAGUGUAAUAAUUGUAUAUAUGUUUUAGUUGAGUGCAGCAGAUUUCAUUAUUUAAACAAAUGGAUCUCACUUGUUUGUACUUAGUCUGGAUUUACUAGAAGAUGUGUCCUUUUUUAAAACCCUUACAAAAUAGUAAAACUGACAUUUUUAUCCAUACUGUACCUUUCACAUCCCAUGAAAAAUGUAAAAAUAAAUAUUAUGCAUUCCAGCAGAUA
Schistocerca cancellata (South American locust) is the source of this 3437-nucleotide messenger RNA. RefSeq names its product protein goliath-like. The transcript is spliced from 11 exons. The record is from RefSeq and is a predicted model, not a curated record. Lineage: Eukaryota; Metazoa; Arthropoda; Insecta; Orthoptera; Acrididae. Bases 287 to 1999 code for a protein of 570 amino acids.